Molecule: messenger RNA, 237 nt
Organism: Strongylus vulgaris
Lineage: Eukaryota; Metazoa; Nematoda; Chromadorea; Rhabditida; Strongylidae
Source: the annotation of a GenBank genome assembly
AUGGAAAAGAAACAAAUUCGCGAAAUGAAUCAACCACCGACACUCUCAAGACACAACUUCUUAUCAGGCACUAAGCGAAAAGCAAUUGAGGAGCGCAUGAAUCGAGUCGAAGAGAAUCGUAAGUAUGCCCAAAUGAUUGAUCGGCGGAGUAGAUCGUAUUUUCCGCUGGCAUUUAUCAUCUUUAAUAUUUUCUACUGGAUCUAUUACAUCAAAUUCGCUAAAGAUACAAUCGAAUAG